Molecule: messenger RNA, 1016 nt
Organism: Rhagoletis zephyria (snowberry fruit fly)
Lineage: Eukaryota; Metazoa; Arthropoda; Insecta; Diptera; Tephritidae
Product: defensin-A-like
Biological process (GO): humoral immune response; defense response to bacterium
Source: RefSeq, a predicted model, not a curated record
UCGGAUCAUGAAAAAACUGAUGAUAAUCAUAAAUCUUUGGAUGAGAAUUGAAGUCGGUUUUGUUUUUUGCUUAAAAAUUACUUGUUUUCAAUUAUAUACGCUGCGGUUUAAAUAAGAAAAGCACUUGCGCCAAAGGAAGAUUUGCCAAGGAAGUCGAAUGACUCUCCAAUAGUUAUGUCCAGCCCGCGUAGGAUGCUUCGAUCCCAAGGAGCGUAUCACCAACGGCAGGAAGCCAUUCUAUAGAAUCUUCUAAAACCAAACUUCCGUCGACAAUGUGUCAAAAAUAAUAGAAAAAAAAUAAAGUACCCCCACUUAAUUUUUCGUCAAAAUCGGCGCCUAUCUUAAACACAAGUAUAUAUGCAGUAAAUAUUUAUUUAGUGCAUACUCUUAUGUAUCUUUGAAGCACUUCUUAUUUACACUCUGCGAUGAAGUAUCUAACACUUGAAGUUGUCAUAUGGUUAGCCAUUUCCCGAAGAAGAACGUUGCCACUUUCUCUACAUCCCUCAAUUUGGUUUAAAAAGCCGCGAACCGCUGGUCAAAUUAUCAGUUUUACUUGCGCCUACAUCAAGUGAAAAUCCAAAACCAUGAAAACUACCGGAAUCAUUUUUGUGACGCUCUGUAGCAUCUUAGUGCUGCGCGGAACUGCAGCUCAUCCUGAGGGCAACAAGGACAUCACCAUCGAUGCAGCCAUUCAAUCCAGUGCGCACAUUGAAAUUCCCGAGUCAGUUGCAGAGGAGUUGCUUAAGGCAGUGGUAGAAGCCUUCAACAAUAUGAAAAUCUCUGGAGAAUCCAGCGUUCAAAGUCACGUUUCCAUACCCGAAGAGAAACCUAAACUGCAAAGCCGCAGCCAACUCGCUACCUGUGAUUUGAUGGAUGCCACUGGUUGGUCCAAGACUUUAUGCGCUGCUCAUUGUAUUCUGUUGGGACACCGCGGUGGCUACUGCAACGGAAGGUCUAUCUGCGUAUGCCGCGAUUAAAUACAGUUGAGCGCCGGAUGUGUUGAAAACAAAAAUAUU